UGCCCCCCAAACCCGACCCCCGUGGGGCCAAGGGCACCUUGGAGGGGCCGGGGCAGCGGGCUCUGGCCGCCCUGGACAUCCCCCAGCCUGCCGCGACCCCCCGCCGCCCGCUGCUCAGCCAGGCCACCUGGGGGGGCACCGAGGGCCCCCCGGAGGGAGGCAGGGCCCCCCCGCCGCCUCUGGACCCCCCCACAGCCUCCCCGCACCCCUCGGCCGGCGCCCGCCGCCUCCGCCUGGCCGGCCCCAAACCCCCCAAAGCGGGGGGCGGCGGGGGGAGCCGCGGGACCCCCGAGCCCCGGGCGGGCAAAGCCCCCGGCAAAGCGGCCGGCAGCCGCCUCUCGUGGCCUGAGGGAGAGGGAAAGGGGCGCCCCAAGGCGGGGGGCAAGAGCGAGGGGCCCCCCCGGGCCCGGCUGUCCCCCAGCAAGGGCAAGAGCAAGACCCUGGACUACAGCGACCUGCAGCCGGGGGCUCUGGUGCCCGCCCCCGCCCCCGAGACCGGGCUCAAGCGGGGACGCGAGGGGGGUCGCGCCUCCACCCGCGACCGAAAGAUGCUCAAGUUCAUCAGCGGCAUCUUCACCAAGAGCCCUGCGGCGACCCCCACCCACCCCGCGCCCCCCUGGUCUCCCCCCGGCGCCGACCCGGCCAGUGCCACCCCCCACAAGGCCUUGGUGAACAGCCAGGAGUGGACGCUGGGCCGCUCUAUCCCCGAGAUCCGCCUGGGCGUCCUGGGCAGCAGCAAAAGCGGGAAGUCAGCGCUUGUCCAUCGGUUCCUCACCGGCUCCUACGUGGGCUUGGAGCCCACCGAGAGUGGCCAGUUCAAGCGUGAGGUGACGGUUGAUGGCCAGAGCCACCUCCUGCUCAUCCGGGAGGAGGCCGGCGCCCCGGACGCACAGUUUGCCAGCUGGGCGGACGCCGUCAUCUUCGUCUUCAGCCUGGAGAGCGAGAGCAGCUUCGAGGAGGUGACGCAGAUGCACGCGCUGCUCAGCGACCUCCGCGGCACCAGCGAUGUGGCCCUGGCGCUGGUGGGCACCCAGGACAAGAUCAGCUCGUCCAGCCCGCGGGUGGUGGAGGACGCGCGCGCCCGGGCGCUCUGCGGGGACGCGCGGCGCUGCCUCUACUACGAGACCUGUGCCACCUACGGCCUCAACGUGGACCGGGUCUUCACCGAGGUGGCCCAGAAGGCCGUGGCGCUGAAGAAGCAGCAGCAGCUGAUGGCAUCCUGCAAGUCCCUGCCCAGCUCCCCGAGCCACUCAGCUGCCUCCACCCCGGUGGGGGGUGUCCACCCCAGCCAGACCAGCAACGGUGGCCACACCAGUGACUACUCGUCCUCGCUGCCCUCCACCCCCAACGUGAGCCACCGGGAGCUGCGCAGCGAGACCCCGGCCCCGCUGGGCACCCCCAGCUCGCUGCACCGCGGGGCCAAGCGCCGCACCAGCCUCUUCGCUACGCGCCGUGGCAGCGACUCUGAGAAGCGCAGCCUGGACAGCCGAGGCGAGGGGGCCGGCAGCGGCCGUGCCAUCCCCAUCAAGCAGAGCUUCCUGCUGAAGCGCAGCGGCAACUCCCUGAACAAGGAGUGGAAGAAGAAAUACGUGACCCUGUCCAGCAACGGCCUCCUCUUCUACCACCCCAGCAUCAACGACUACAUCCACAGCACCCACGGCAAGGAGAUGGACCUGCUCCGCACCACGGUCAAGGUGCCCGGGAAGCGCCCGCCGCGCGCCAUCUCCGCCUGCGGCCCCUCGGCCAGCAUCAACGGGCUGCUGCGGGACCCCGAGCCUGGCGCCGCUGUCCCCUCGGUGGGGCUGAGCCUGCCCCCCGAGCCAGGGCUGAAGGUGGUGGGCAAGGGGUCCCUGCAGCGCUGCGCCUCCGCCUCCGGCGCCAAGCUGGCCUCGGAGUCCCCGCUGUCCUUUGAGGCCGUGUCCAGCCCUGGCAGUGCUGGCAGGGACCCUCCGCCCUCGCCGCUGGUGGACAGGAAGAAGCACCGGAGGAAGAAGCUGAUGACGCCGUCCAAGACCGAGGGCUCGGGUGGGCAGGCAGAAGAGGAGGAGAACUUUGAGUUUCUGAUCGUGUCGAGCACGGGGCAGACGUGGCACUUCGAGGCCGGCAGCUUCGAGGAGCGCGACGCAUGGGUGCAGGCCAUCGAGAGCCAGAUCUUGGCCAGCCUGCAGUGCUGCGAGAGCAGCAAGAACAAGGCACGCAUGGACAGCCAGAGCGAGGCCGUGGCCAUCCAGGCCAUCCGCAAUGCCCGUGGGAACUCGCUCUGCGUGGACUGCGGGGCACCCAACCCCACGUGGGCCAGCCUGAACCUGGGCGCCCUGAUCUGCAUCGAGUGCUCGGGCAUCCACCGCAACCUGGGCACGCACGUGUCGCGCGUGCGCUCGCUGGACCUGGACGACUGGCCCCGGGAGCUGACCCUGGUGCUCUCGGCCAUCGGCAACGCCACCGCCAACAGCAUCUGGGAGCAGAACCCGCGCGGGCGCUGCAAGCCCACCCACGAGUCCUCCCGGGAGGAGCGGGAGUCGUGGAUCCGUGCCAAGUACGAGCAGCGGCUGUUCCUGGCGCCGCUGCCCGCGGCCGAGGCGCCGCUGGCCGAGCGGCUGCUGGGGGCCGUGGGCCAGCAGGACCUGCCCGCGGUGCUGCUGCUGCUGGCCCACAGCCACAAGGAGCAGCUCAACGUGCCCACGGCCGACGCGGAGCGGCGCACGGCGCUGCACCUGGCCUGCGACACCGCCCAGGUGGUGGUCACCCAGCUGCUGGUGUGGUACGGGGCCGACGUGCGGGCCCGGGACAGCCACGGCCGCACCGCGCUGUUUUACGCCCGCCGCGCCGGCAGCCGCGAGUGCGCCGACAUCCUGCUGCAGCACGGCUGCCCCGGCGAGGGGCCCGGAAGCCCACCGACCCCCGGCAGCCCCCCGACCCCCGGCCCUCCGACGCCCGGCGGCCCCCCGACCCCCGGGCCCCGCCGCCGCAGCAGCUGCGCCAGCGUGGGCCCCUGCGAGCCCCGCUCUGCCCUGGUAUAGCCCGAAGGGGCCCGGAGCCCCCCGGUGCCCUCGGCCGUGCGCGCCCGCGGCCCGGGGUCAUCCCGGUGCCACCCCCGGGCUCGCCCCUUGCCCACGGUUUGUACUUUUGAUGCUCUAUUUAUUAUCCUUUCCAUGUCGGGGUCUCCGCUGGUCCUGUCCCCCGCUCUGUGCCAGGGACCCCCACGCCAGGGGUCACAGUGAUGCCACUGCCACCUUCCUGUCCCCUCCCCGGGGUAUUGUGCCCCAGCGUGGGGUGGGCACAGCUGGGGUCGGGGUACUGACGGGGGGUAGCCCCUGCCCACGUCACUCCUUGCCCGUGCCAUCCCCUGUCCCUGUUACCCUCACCCCCCCAUCGUCCCUGCUCACAUCACCCUGUCCUGCCCCCGUCCCCGUUCCCGCGUGCUGUGUCCCCAUCCCUUUGUCACCUCCCCAGCCGCGCCCCCCUCCCCAAGUCACCCUCGACACCCACUCUGUCCUGCCCCCAUGUCCCCCCCGGCCGUGCCCCCCCCCGCCCUGGCGCAGCCCCGGCUCGGUGGCAGGAGCAGAGCAGACCCCGACCCCCCCUCCUUUUCUACAACAACCUUUUGUACGCCCCCUCCCCCCUUCCGUGGCCUGCCACCCCCCCCGUGGCCCGCCCCCCCCCGCCCCCGGUUUCUCGGCGUCCCCUCGGGAUCCCCGUUAAUUUAUUGCUUUGUUUAGCGAUAGGAUAGAGCCAGCCCCUCCCCCCGCGGGGGGGCACCGCCGGCGGGACCCCCGACCCCCUCCCGCCGGCCUGGGGGGGGCCGCCGCGCCCCCCUCCCGGGACCGCCCAUGAAUGUAGGGGCGCCCCAGCUGUGACGCCCCCGAGACGCCCCCGCGGGGCCGGCGGGGCCGAGCCAGGGAGCCCGGGGGGGGCCCGGGGGGAGGGAGGGGUCGGUCGGGGGGGCCCAGGCCCGGGGGGGCUCGGGGGGCCGGGCCGUGUACAGCGUUUUCAUCUCUCGGGUGUGACUGUAAGUACGUGACAAUGUCGGACACUGGUGCUGUGA
Messenger RNA from Haemorhous mexicanus (house finch), 4045 nucleotides. RefSeq names its product ArfGAP with GTPase domain, ankyrin repeat and PH domain 2 (gene AGAP2). Bases 549 to 3020 code for a protein of 823 amino acids. Gene Ontology annotation, cellular component: nucleus. Lineage: Eukaryota; Metazoa; Chordata; Aves; Passeriformes; Fringillidae. The record is from RefSeq and is a predicted model, not a curated record. Gene Ontology annotation, molecular function: GTP binding; GTPase activity; GTPase activator activity. The transcript is spliced from 18 exons.